AUGGGACCCACUUUGGAACCCACCAGGAUUCCACGUGUCGAGUGUGGAGACGCGGUCGUGCAGAGGGCAUCGGUUCCCAGCGUCUCCGCAUCACAUCGUUCUCAGGCGGUGGCGCUGCGACUCUACUCCCUCCCCAGCUACGCCGCUGGCUCGGUCUGGGCGUGGGCCGCAGUCCUCGCCGCGGCGCUCGGCAUCUGGGGCAUCAGGACCGUCGGAUCCAGAUCCGACGCCUCCCCUCCGCGUCCUCCACUUAACGUUCCCGCUCUCCCUGCCGAGCGGGCCGACCCGCAGGCCUCGGCGGCGACCGAUCGGAAGGAAUUCCGACCGAUCUCGCAGCCGUCCGGAUGCCACGUGAAGGAAACGAACGCGGCCAAGGCACCGUUCACGGCGUACUACCACGGCGCCUCCCGCGACGGCUGCGGCGUGGUGGAGGACGACGACGAAAGCGAGGAGGGCGAAGAAGACGGCGUUCCCGGCGUCGGCUGCCGGGCGACGGCGCUGUGGGAUGGAGGCAGGCAGUUGGAUUGGUUGAUGGCACGGCAGCGGCGGCGGCCGGAUGACUUGGGAUGGUACCGUUACCAGGACAUGACGGCGCUUAACGGAAGCGUGGUGAGGUUGUGGGACGGCGGCUUGACGACGAGGCGACGACCGCGGCAGAAGCCAUUCUAGGAAACAGCAACGUGUGAAGUGUAAAUGCGUGUCUUUCAUAUGUGAAAGGACACAUUUGCCCUUAUCCUUUCUCCUUUUCCUUGUGAAUAGAAGCCAGCGAAGGACCAUUCGAUCCGUGGAUCGGAGGGUGAUGUUGGGACUUCGGUUCGGAGAAUUUGAUGAGGGCAUCAGUAUACCCUCCUGAAAAUUGGCACGCGGUGUCUCCCUUGUUAAUAAUUAUUUGAUGGUUCAAUAAAUAAUUGACCUAAACAAGGUUAUCAUAA
Musa acuminata AAA Group (dessert banana) is the source of this 932-nucleotide messenger RNA. RefSeq lists its product as uncharacterized. The record is from RefSeq and is a predicted model, not a curated record. The transcript is spliced from 3 exons. Bases 1 to 669 code for a protein of 222 amino acids. NCBI's taxonomy places the organism in Eukaryota, Viridiplantae, Streptophyta, Magnoliopsida, Zingiberales, Musaceae.